ACUCCCUCUGUCGUCGCGGUUUGUUUGCGUCACGGGCUAAGCGCCUUCUUCCGGCAUAACUUAGAGCUUGGGAAAGGAAACCAUGGCGGACAUGGAGGAGCUGUUUGGCAGUGAUGCCGACACCGAGCCAGAGCAGAAAGAUUCUGAUUCGGGCUCUGAGUCCGAUUCUGAUCAGGACAAUGCUGGUUCUGUCAGUAAUAUUUCCGGUAGUGAGAGCGAAAGAGAGGACGAUCAGGAGGCUUUAAAACCCAGUAAUAAAGAAUUGUUUGGGGAUGACAGUGAGGAUGAUGGUGUUUCUCAUCAUAGCGGUAGCGAAAACCAGUCGGAAAGAUCCUACAAUCCCUCUGAAGUCUCCGGACACUCUGAAGUGGAGGAUCGCGACCAGUCAGAUGCCGACCAGCACAGUGGUUCUGAAGCCGGUCACGAUGAGGAUGAAGACGAGGACCACCGAUCAGAGGAUGGCAGCCAUCACUCGGAGGCAGAAGGGUCUGAGAAAGGACACUCGGAAGAUGAGAAAUGGGGGAGGGAAGACAAGAGUGAUCAGUCCGACGACGAGGACAAGCUCCAGAUCUCAGACGAAGAAGAACGACUGCAGCACUCGGAUGACGAAGAGAAAAUCUCCGAUGAUGAGGAGAGGCUUCCGGUUUCAGACGAUAAAGAGAGGCUGCAGCAUUCAGAUGAUGAGAAAAUGCACAUUUCGGAUGACGAGGAGAGGCCUCAAGUCUCGGAUGAGGAAAAGCUGCAGAAUUCCGACGAAGAGGAAAGGCCUCGACAUUCCGACGAAGAGAAUGUGCAAAAUUCGGAUGAUGAAGACGAAAGGCCGCAGCGUUCUGAUGAGGAGAAGAUGCAGAACUCAGAUGAUGAGAGGCCCCAGCAUUCGGAUGAUGAGCACCGACUCUCGGAGGAUGAGGAAGAACACGAACGCAAAUCUGAUUCCGCAAGAGGCAGUGACAGUGAUGAUGAGAUGCCACAGAUGAAGCGUAAGAAGCAAAUAGCAUCAGAUUCCGAAAUGGAGAGUGAUGCAGAAGGACAGAAAGAUAACAGGGAUGCAAUGGAUCUGUUUGGAGGAGCGGAUGACAUAUCUUCAGGGAGUGAUGGGGAAGAGAAGCCUCCAACUCCAGGGCAGCCCAUUGAUGAGAAUGGGUUGAACGAGGACCAGCAGGAAGAAGAGCCUGUUCCAGAAACGCGAAUAGAAGUAGAAAUUCCCAAAGUAAACACAGAUUUAGGAAAUGAUUUAUAUUUUGUGAAGCUUCCCAACUUCCUCAGCGUGGAACCUAGGCCUUUUGAUCCUCAGUAUUAUGAAGAUGAAUUUGAAGACGAGGAGAUGCUUGAUGAAGAAGGUAGAACAAGAUUAAAACUGAAGGUGGAGAACACGAUACGCUGGCGAAUCCGUCGAGACGAAGAAGGGAACGAAGUUCGUGAAAGCAAUGCACGGAUAGUCAAAUGGUCUGAUGGAAGCAUGUCUCUGCAUUUGGGGAAUGAAGUGUUUGACGUGUACAAAGCGCCGUUGCAAGGGGACCACAACCAUCUCUUCAUCAGACAGGGAACGGGUCUGCAAGGGCAAGCGGUGUUCAAAACGAAACUCACCUUUAGGCCUCACUCAACAGACAGUGCCACGCACAGGAAGAUGACUCUCUCCCUUGCGGACAGAUGUUCAAAGACACAAAAAAUACGUAUUUUGCCAAUGGCUGGCCGUGACCCGGAAUCCCAACGCACAGAAAUGAUAAAGAAAGAGGAGGAGAGGCUGCGAGCAUCCAUCCGCAGGGAGUCCCAGCAGCGGAGGAUGCGGGAGAAGCAGCACCAGCGGGGCUUGAGUGCCAGCUACUUGGAGCCAGACCGCUACGAUGAUGAGGAUGAAGGCGAGGAAGCCAUCAGCCUGGCAGCCAUCAAGAACAGAUACAAAGGUGGCAUCAGAGAGGAACGCGCUCGGAUCUAUUCUUCAGACAGCGAUGAAGGAUCUGAUGAAGAGAAAACACAGCGAUUACUGAAAGCAAAGAAACUCAACAGUGACGAGGAAGGGGAGCCUUCGGGGAAAAGGAAAGCAGAGGAUGAUGACAAGGCCAGCAAGAAGCAUAAGAAGUAUGUCAUCAGCGAUGAAGAAGACGAAGAUGAAGAGGCAUAAGGCCCAAUGGACUCUGAAACUUGAAAAUACUUUUUUAAAAAUCAUAAAGAGAGAGAAAGAUAGACUGUAUCUUCUGCAGACAAGAUGUAAGUAAAUCCCAUCAGGUUUAUUUUGUUUUCUAGGGGAGUGCUGAGGACAAAGGAAACAGUAAUGUCUGUCAUUUUAAGGUGAAUAAAACUCUUUGUUUGGACCUUC
This is a messenger RNA of Anolis sagrei ordinatus, 2317 nucleotides long. RefSeq names its product LEO1 homolog, Paf1/RNA polymerase II complex component (gene LEO1). Gene Ontology annotation, cellular component: Cdc73/Paf1 complex; nucleus. Gene Ontology annotation, molecular function: RNA polymerase II C-terminal domain phosphoserine binding. Lineage: Eukaryota; Metazoa; Chordata; Lepidosauria; Squamata; Anolidae. The record is from RefSeq and is a predicted model, not a curated record. Gene Ontology annotation, biological process: transcription elongation by RNA polymerase II; positive regulation of transcription elongation by RNA polymerase II.